Molecule: messenger RNA, 699 nt
Organism: Brassica napus (rape)
Lineage: Eukaryota; Viridiplantae; Streptophyta; Magnoliopsida; Brassicales; Brassicaceae
Product: protein RADIALIS-like 3
Exons: 2
Coding region: 282-521 (79 amino acids)
Molecular function (GO): DNA-binding transcription factor activity
Source: RefSeq, a predicted model, not a curated record
UUGUUUCACAAUUGUGCACCUCCCCUAAGACUUUAUGUGGUUGAUAAAACAAAUAGUCACUCUUAAAGUAUAUAUUCGUCCAACUGGCUUAACCCCACAACAUGCGUUUUUCUUCCUACAUAUAAGGAGCUUCUCAGUCUCUCAAGUAACCAAAUCAACUCCUUUCUUCAACUCAUACAUACAUCUAUCUUCCUUCUUUAACCCUACAAAGAAAUCAGAUUCCCAUUUUCAAAACCCCCUUUUUCAAUCCUGUACUAUCAAUAUUCAUACAUAUUCUCUGAAUGGCUUCCAACUCCAUGAGUUCUAACGCGUCUUGGACACGUAAGGAGAACAAACUAUUUGAAAGGGCUUUGGCUAUAUAUGACCAGGACACUCCUGACCGUUGGCAUAACGUUGCUAGAGCAGUUGGUGGGAAAUCAGCUGAAGAAGUAAGGCGACACUACGAGCUACUCAUUAGGGAUGUCAAUGACAUCGAGUCAGGGCGUUAUCCACAGCCUACUUACCGUUCGAAUGGAAACUGAAAGCAUUUAAGCUACUCAAAAAGGUUCCUCUGAAACCAACAUGGUUACAAACCAGAAACAAACAGAGAGCAUCUAAACAAAUUAAGAGAUAUCACUGUAUUUACUUCUAUUUGUGUGAUUGUGAUAUAUAUACGACUAUGUAAGAAUCAUCUAUAAAUCAAUCAAUGUGAGUUUCAUA